Molecule: messenger RNA, 384 nt
Organism: Radiomyces spectabilis
Lineage: Eukaryota; Fungi; Mucoromycota; Mucoromycetes; Mucorales; Radiomycetaceae
Exons: 2
Coding region: 1-384 (127 amino acids)
Source: RefSeq, a predicted model, not a curated record
AUGCCGAGGCUGGCCAACUUCAAACGGCCAAAAAUUGCAAUCGACACAUUUCAUGAAGAAGCAAUCGAUACACUCGCGACAGCUGGACACCCUGCGGGACGUAAACUGCGCCAGCUGAUCGACCCACUUGCCGUCGCAGAAGAAUCCAUUCGAGCUACAAUUGAUAGCAGACGUGAUGCCGUGGCUCGACAAUACAUCUGGGUUAACCACCGACUAUAUCGACGAACCAAGGAUGUGGAGGAGUGUCGUCAGGUUAUUCAAAAAGGCGAGACGUUACAGCUAUUGCAAGAAUGCCACAACCACCUACUGUCCGGCCACCAGGGUGUAUCGCGAACUUUUCAACGCGUCGGAUGUCACGGAUCUGCAAGUGGACUCAAUAUCUGA